Molecule: messenger RNA, 2077 nt
Organism: Quercus robur (English oak)
Lineage: Eukaryota; Viridiplantae; Streptophyta; Magnoliopsida; Fagales; Fagaceae
Product: hsp70-Hsp90 organizing protein 3-like
Exons: 7
Coding region: 158-1909 (583 amino acids)
Molecular function (GO): Hsp90 protein binding
Source: RefSeq, a predicted model, not a curated record
CGCCUCUUUACACACACCACUCACUAGAACUCUCUCGUUCCUUUCUCUCCUUUUAUAUAAGCUCUCUCUCUUUCUCUCACAAUUCUCAAUUACAUCCAAAACCCUCCUUCAUCACCAAAACUCUAAUCUUUCAUCGCUUUCUCUCUCUUUUCGAUUCAUGGCUGAAGAAGCCAAAGCCAAAGGCAACGCGGCCUUCUCAGCCGGCGACUUCCCCACGGCCAUACGCCACUUCUCCGAAGCAAUCAAUCUCGCUCCGACCAACCACGUCCUCUAUUCUAACCGAUCCGCCGCCUACGCUUCUAUCAACAAGUACUCCGAGGCCUUGACCGAUGCUAAGAAGACCGUAGAGCUCAAACCCGACUGGUCCAAGGGUUAUAGCCGACUUGGCGCGGCUCAUCUCGGCUUGGCUCACUACGACGACGCCGUUUCAGCUUACAAGAAAGGUCUCGAAUACGACCCUAACAACGAGGCUCUCAAAUCCGGCUUAGCCGAUGCUCAAGCCUCGGCUUCUCGGUCCCGCGCCGGUCCUCCGCCGCCGGGAAACAAUCUCUUCGGCGAUGCUUUCUCCGGUCCGGAGAUGUGGGCCAAGCUGACUGCGGAUCCAUCCACUAGGGCUUACCUUCAACAGCCUGAUUUCGUGAAGAUGAUGCAGGAGAUCCAGAAAAACCCUAGCAAUCUCAACCUUUACCUCAAGGACCAGAGGGUUAUGCAAGCCCUAGGGGUUUUGCUUAAUCUCAAAUUCCGUACGCCUACUUCUGAGGACACGGAGAUGCCGGAGUCUUCUCCGUCUCCUUCCUCUCCGCCGGAGAGGAAGAGAGCUGCUGAGGCUGAACCUGUGAAGGUUCCUGAGCCCGAACCCAAGCCGGACCCGAUGGAGCUGACGGAGGAAGAGAGGGAGAAGAAGGAGAGGAAGGCGCAGGCGGUGAGUGAGAAGGAAUUGGGGAAUGCUGCGUAUAAGAAGAAGGAUUUCGAUACGGCCAUCGCGCAUUAUACGAAGGCCAUGGAGUUGGAUGAUGAGGACAUUUCAUAUCUCAUGAAUCGAGCUGCUACUUAUCUCGAAAUGGGUCAGUAUGAGGAUUGUAUUAAAGACUGUGACAAGGCUGUUGAAAGGGGAAGAGAGCUUAGAUCAGACUUUAAAAUGAUAGCAAAAGCUUUGACUAGGAAGGGAAGUGCCCUGGUGAAAAUGGCAAAAACAUCAAAGGACUAUGAACCUGCUAUUGAGAGUUUCCAGAAAGCUCUCACUGAGCACCGCAACCCAGACACAUUGAAGAAACUUAAUGAUGCUGAAAAAGCAAAGAAGGAACUAGAGCAGCAAGAGUACUUUGAUCCAAAAGUAGCUGAUGAGGAACGUGAGAAAGGCAAUGAGUAUUUCAAGCAGCAGAAAUAUCCAGAGGCUAUUAAGCAUUACACAGAAUCCUUGAAAAGGAACCCAAAAGAUCCAAGGGCAUAUAGCAAUAGAGCUGCAUGCUACACAAAACUUGGGGCUUUACCAGAGGGAUUGAAGGAUGCAGAAAAGUGCAUUGAGCUUGAUCCAACCUUUUCCAAGGGUUAUAACAGAAAAGGUGCUGUCCAGUUUUUCAUGAAAGAAUAUGACAAAGCUUUGGAAACAUAUCAGGAGGGGCUGAAGCAUGAUCCUAGCAACCAGGAAUUGCUUGAUGGUGUGAAGAGAUGUGUAGAACAAAUUAACAAGGCUAGCCGUGGAGAUUUGACACCUGAUGAAUUGAAGGAGAGACAGGCCAAGGGAAUGCAGGACCCUGAAAUUCAGAACAUCCUCCAAGACCCUGUUAUGAGACAGGUGUUGAUCGAUUUCCAGGAAAAUCCCAAGGCUGCUCAAGAACACACAAAGAACCCGAUGGUGAUGAACAAGAUCCAGAAGCUGGUUAGUGCAGGAAUUGUUCAGAUCAGAUGAAUCUGAGGGGGAAGAUGUAACAUGGACGAAAGACUUCUGCGUUAGUCAGAUUGUAUUUUGUGUGAAUUAAGGGGAUAUUUAAACAAACUAAUUUGAAUUGGCAAAAUUUUGUGAUGUUCCUCAUUUUCAAAUUGUUUAGUGGAGGUCGUCGUUGUGUUUUAAAUUACA